AAGCAAAAAGUAUAACCCCAGAAAAUGUAAUAACUCGGUCUAUCCAAUCAUCUUCUCUGGGUGUGCUCUGCACCCAUUUCUCAUAAACCCCCCAACUCUCUCCAAUCCAAUCCACCACCAUCAUCAUCAUCAUCUCUCUCUCUCUCUCUCUCUCUCUCUCUCUCUCUCUGCGACAAUGGGGAGGAAAUGCUCACACUGUGGAAACAUAGGACACAACUCAAGAACGUGUUCUUCUUACAACAGAACAGGGGUUAGGCUCUUCGGCGUCCAGCUCGACCUCCCCACCGCCUCUUCUCCUCCUCCGCCGCCGGAUUCCUCCGCCGCCAUGAAGAAAAGCUUCAGCAUGAACUCUUUGCCAGCGGCGUUUUCCUCCUCAUCCUCCUCCUCCGCCUCUUUCUCCGGCUAUCUUUCCGACGGCAUCGCCCCUACGUCGCCCGACCGCAAGAAAGGGGUUCCAUGGACGGAGGAGGAGCACAUGAAGUUUCUUUUAGGGUUACAGAAGCUGGGGAAAGGAGACUGGAGAGGGAUUUCUCGAAACUUCGUGGUCACGAAAACGCCUACUCAAGUGGCAAGCCAUGCCCAGAAGUACUUUCUCCGUCGAGCAACCCUCCACAAGAAGAAACGCCGUGCCAGCCUCUUCGAUAUGGUCUCGGCCGAUGAUGUUAACGGAGUCGGUGUUUGGAAACACGGAUUAAUCAGUCCUGACCUUGGAUAUGAUCCAAGCCCGAAUAAAACCGGGUCGGGCAGCAGCGGAGGAGGACCCGAUCUUGAGCUAAAGCUCACAGUCCUGCAAUCUCCACAGACGAACAAAGGACCUUCUUCUUCUGCGUCUCUUCUCGUUAUCAGCGUUACGUAA
This is a messenger RNA of Tarenaya hassleriana, 856 nucleotides long. RefSeq names its product transcription factor MYB1R1. Gene Ontology annotation, molecular function: DNA binding; zinc ion binding. Gene Ontology annotation, biological process: response to auxin; response to gibberellin; response to ethylene. The transcript has 3 exons. NCBI's taxonomy places the organism in Eukaryota, Viridiplantae, Streptophyta, Magnoliopsida, Brassicales, Cleomaceae. The record is from RefSeq and is a predicted model, not a curated record. Bases 176 to 856 code for a protein of 226 amino acids.